Molecule: messenger RNA, 3628 nt
Organism: Herpailurus yagouaroundi (jaguarundi)
Lineage: Eukaryota; Metazoa; Chordata; Mammalia; Carnivora; Felidae
Gene: NRDC
Product: nardilysin convertase
Exons: 28
Coding region: 178-3138 (986 amino acids)
Molecular function (GO): metal ion binding
Source: RefSeq, a predicted model, not a curated record
GUGUGAGGCAGACCGGAUUGGGGGAGGGGUUCAGGCCUGUCCUCCCCAGCGGCUGCGGCAGCACCAGCGCCGGCCGCCGCCGCCUCUGAAACGCGGAGGAGGAGGAGCGGCUGGAGGAGUAGGAGGAGGAGGUGGGCCCAAGCGAGCGGGAUGCCCAUCGCUCUAGCUUGGUGGUGAAUGCUGAGGAGAGUCACGGUUGCUGCAGUCUGUGCCACCGGGAGGAAGUUGUGGUUUGAGGCCGGGCGGGAGUCCGCGGCGCUGUGGAGAAUUCGAGCGCGGGGUCGGUGCGAAGACUCGGCUGCUGCCAGACCCUUUCCUACUCUGACCAUGCCUGGAAGGAACAAGGCGAAGUCUACCUGCAGCUGUCCUGACCUGCAGUCCAACGGACAGGAUUUGGGAGAGAGCGGCCGUGUUGCCCGUCUGGGAGCUGAUGAAUCUGAGGAAGAGGGACGAAGGGGGUCUGUUAGUAAUGCCGGAGACCCUGAGAUCGUCAAGUCUCCCAGCGACCCCAAGCAGUACCGGCUGCAGGGUCAAGAGAUCUUUAUGGAUGGGCUAAAUCUUUUUCUCAUCAAAGAUGUGUUUGCAUUAUAUUUUAUUAAAAGUGUUUCUUUAAAACUGACAGAAUAUCAACUUGCAAGACCUUCUGAUGCAAACAGAAAGGAAAUGUUGUUUGGAAGCCUUGCUAGACCUGGACAUCCUAUGGGGAAAUUUUUUUGGGGAAAUGCUGAGACACUGAAACAUGAGCCAAAAAGGAAUAAUAUUGAUACACAUGCUAGAUUGAGAGAAUUCUGGAUGCGUUACUAUUCUGCUCAUUACAUGACUUUAGUGGUUCAAUCCAAAGAAACACUGGAUACUUUGGAAAAGUGGGUGACUGAAAUCUUCUCUCAGAUACCAAACAAUGGGUUACCCAAACCAAACUUUGGCCAUUUAACGGAUCCAUUUGACACACCAGCAUUUAACAAACUUUAUAGAGUUGUUCCAAUCAGGAAAAUUCAUGCUCUGACCAUCACAUGGGCGCUUCCCCCUCAACAGCAACAUUACAGGGUGAAACCACUUCACUAUAUCUCUUGGCUGGUUGGACAUGAAGGCAAAGGCAGCAUUCUUUCUUACCUUAGAAAAAAGUGCUGGGCUCUUGCACUAUUUGGUGGAAAUGGUGAGACAGGAUUUGAGCAAAAUUCUACUUACUCAGUGUUCAGCAUUUCUAUUACAUUGACUGAUGAGGGUUAUGAACAUUUCUAUGAGGUUGCUCAUACUGUCUUCCAGUAUUUGAAAAUGCUGCAGAAGCUAGGCCCAGAAAAAAGAAUUUUUGAAGAGAUUCAGAAAAUUGAGGAUAAUGAAUUUCAUUACCAAGAACAGACAGAUCCAGUUGAGUAUGUGGAAAAUAUGUGUGAAAACAUGCAGCUGUACCCGCUACAGGACUUCCUCACUGGAGAUCAGCUUCUUUUUGAAUACAAGCCAGAAGUCAUUGCUGAAGCUCUUAAUCAGCUACUGCCACAAAAAGCAAAUCUUGUUCUACUGUCUGGUGCUAAUGAGGGAAAAUGUGACCUCAAGGAGAAAUGGUUUGGGACUCAGUAUAGUAUGGAAGAUGUUGAAAACUCGUGGGCUGACCUGUGGAAGUCUAAUUUCGACUUAAAUCCAGAUCUUCAUCUUCCAGCUGAAAACAAGUACAUAGCCACGGACUUCAUGUUGAAGGCUUUUGAUUGCCCUGAGACAGAAUACCCUGUUAAAAUUGUGAAUACUCUACAAGGUUGCCUGUGGUAUAAGAAAGACAACAAAUUCAAAAUUCCCAAAGCAUAUAUACGCUUCCAUCUGAUUUCACCUUUGAUACAGAAGUCUGCAGCAAAUGUGGUUCUCUUUGAUAUCUUUGUCAAUAUCCUUACCCAUAACCUUGCGGAACCAGCUUAUGAAGCAGAUGUGGCACAGCUAGAGUAUAAGUUGGUAGCUGGAGAACAUGGUUUAAUUAUUCGAGUGAAAGGAUUCAACCACAAACUACCUCUACUAUUUCAGCUCAUUAUUGACUACUUAGCGGAAUUCAGUUCCACACCAGCUGUUUUUACAAUGAUAACUGAGCAGUUGAAGAAGACCUACUUUAACAUCCUCAUCAAGCCUGAGACUCUGGCCAAAGAUGUACGGCUUUUAAUCCUGGAAUAUGCCCGUUGGUCUAUGAUUGACAAGUACCGGGCUUUGAUGGAUGGCCUUUCCCUUGAGUCUCUGCUGAGCUUUGUCAAGGAGUUCAAAUCCCAGCUCUUUGUUGAAGGCUUGGUACAAGGAAAUGUCACAAGCACAGAAUCAGUGGAUUUCCUGAAAUAUGUUGUUGAUAAGCUGAACUUCAUGCCUCUGGAGCAGGAGAUGCCUGUGCAGUUCCAGGUGGUAGAGCUGCCUAGUGGUCACCACCUGUGCAAAGUGAGAGCUCUGAACAAGGGUGAUGCCAACUCUGAAGUCACUGUGUACUAUCAGUCAGGUACCAGGAGUCUGAAAGAAUACACUCUUAUGGAGCUGCUUGUGAUGCACAUGGAAGAGCCUUGUUUUGACUUCCUUCGAACCAAGCAGACCCUUGGGUACCAUGUAUACCCUACCUGUAGGAACACAUCUGGGAUUCUAGGAUUUUCUGUCACUGUGGGGACUCAGGCAACUAAAUACAAUUCUGAAGUUGUUGAUAAGAAGAUAGAGGAGUUUCUUUCAAACUUUGAGGAGAAGAUCGAGAACCUCACUGAGGAUGCAUUCAACACCCAGGUCACAGCUCUGAUCAAGCUGAAGGAGUGUGAAGAUACCCACCUUGGGGAGGAGGUGGACAGGAACUGGAACGAAGUGGUGACACAGCAGUAUCUCUUUGAUCGCCUUGCCCAUGAGAUUGAAGCACUGAAGUCAUUCUCAAAGUCAGACCUAGUCAACUGGUUCAAGGCUCAUAGAGGACCAGGAAGUAAAAUGCUCAGCGUUCAUGUUGUUGGAUUUGGGAAGUAUGAGCUGGAAGAAGAUGGUUCCCCUUCUGGUGAAGAUUCAAACUCUUCUUGUGAAGUGAUGCAGCUAACCUACCUGCCAACCUCUCCUUUGCUGGUAGAGUCUACCAUCCCCAUUACUGACAUCAGGGCUUUCACAUCAACACUUAACCUUCUCCCCUACCAUAAAAUAGUCAAAUAAACUGCAGUCCCGUUGGCCUGAAGCAUUGUGUAUUUAAAAAUGUGUUUGUAUUUUAUGAAGUUAGUUAUACUAGUGCCAUUGAAAUUUUGCACUGCCAUCAUAGAAUUUUUCUCCUCCUACCCACCACAUUAUGACUAACAAACCAAGGGUUACUAUAGCAGCUGGCAGAGAGAAAGUAGCAGGGUGCACCAACUGUGACCAAAAUGCUUGCAGGAGCAAUAUGAGAAGCCCUGGUUCUCUCAGAUGGAGGAUCUAGGUCUGUAAGAGAACCUUGAGAGGCCCUAUGUAACCGAUGUCUUAGUGCCUAAAUGCUAGGUGCUAAUACCUGUGGUUUUUUGUGUUUUUUUUAAUGUAUUUUUAAAUAAAGAUAGUUCUGUAAUGCCCUUCAGAAUGAGCCAUUUUGCUGCUGUAGCAUUCUUUUGUUUCAGUGUGGGGUGGGGGGGAUCUAAUUAUUCUUCCCAAACCCUCUAAAACAAUAAAAUAUUUUUGU